This is a messenger RNA of Diceros bicornis minor, 5283 nucleotides long. It is a transcript of the gene XRCC2, whose product is annotated as X-ray repair cross complementing 2. NCBI's taxonomy places the organism in Eukaryota, Metazoa, Chordata, Mammalia, Perissodactyla, Rhinocerotidae. Gene Ontology annotation, biological process: double-strand break repair via homologous recombination; DNA strand invasion. Gene Ontology annotation, cellular component: centrosome; replication fork; Rad51B-Rad51C-Rad51D-XRCC2 complex. The coding region runs from base 68 to 907 and encodes 279 amino acids. Gene Ontology annotation, molecular function: ATP-dependent DNA damage sensor activity; four-way junction DNA binding; ATP binding. The record is from RefSeq and is a predicted model, not a curated record. The transcript is spliced from 3 exons.
GCCCCCCGCGGUUAAUGGCGCUGGUGGCGGGAAAGUUGAGUUCCUGGUGCGCCGAGCCUCCGGGAAUAUGUGUAGUGCCUUCCACAGGGCUGAGUCUGGGACGGAGCUCCUUGCCAGACUUGAAGGUAGAAGUUCCUUGAAAGACAUAGAACCGUAUCUGUUUGCUGAUGAAGAUUCACCUGUGCUUGGUGAUAUUCUUGAAUUUCAUGGUCCGGAAGGAACAGGAAAAACAGAAAUGCUUUAUCAUUUAACAGCACGAUGUAUACUUCCAAAAUCAGAAGGUGGACUGGAAGUAGAAGUCUUAUUUAUUGAUACAGAUUACCACUUUGAUAUGCUUCGGCUUGUUACAAUUCUUGAGCAUAGACUAUUCCAAAGUUCUGAAGAAAUAAUAAAACGUUGCCUUGGAAGAUUUUUUUUGGUAUACUGCAAUAGUAGCACCCAAUUGCUUCUCACACUUUACUCACUAGAAGCUAUGUUUUGUAGUCACCCCUCCCUCUGCCUUUUGAUUGUGGACAGCCUGUCAGCCUUUUACUGGAUAGACCGUGUCAACGGAGGUGAAAGUUUCAACUUACAAGAGGUGACUCUGAAGAAGUGUUCGCAGUUCUUAGAGAAACUUGUAAAGGAGUAUCGCUUGGCUCUUUUUGCAACAACACAAAGUAUAAUGCAGAAAACCUCAAACUCCACAGAAGGGCCUUCCUCUGCGUCUAACCCUCCGAGUGAUGCGGGUGUGGACUAUAGACCCUAUCUCUGUAAGGCGUGGCAACAAGCGGUGAAGCGGAGGAUAUUCUUCUCCAAAGACGAUUCUAAAACCAGCAACCAAUUUUCUUUAGUUUCACGUCAUUUAAAAAGUAGCAAUUUAAGAAAACAUUUUUUUAUCAUUGGAGAAAGUGGGGUUGAGUUUUGUUGAUAUGUUUCAUAAAAUAGUCUUUGUGGGAUAGUAUGCAAGUUUUAAAAAGUCUUUAAUCAGCUGAAGUGAUUCCAUUCUAAAGUUUUAAACUCUAGGGGAAUUAACAUAACAGUAUUUCUAUACAGAAUGGAUUUCUUAAAGUAGUACAGUAAAACUUCAAACUAUUCUGUACCUAGGUCGUUGAAGAUUAAUCAAAAUUAUAUUAAGUAAAUUGUAUAUUAAGCUUAUUUAAAAACUAAAUCAAUAAUAUACACAUUUCAGCCUAAAUAAAAUAGACUUUUAUAACUUUGUGUCACAUUUCUGGAAUUCAGUUAAGUACUUAUUUGUUUAGGAAAGUUUAAAUGCAUUUCUAAUUUCUUAUGUAUAACUCCUUUAGGAAGCUGUGACUUUGGGAAAUGUUUCUGUAAAGCUGUUAUUUCUAUAAAAGGGAUGAAAACAAGGAGCUUACCCAUCUACCUUUCACACCAAAAACUAUGGAAAGUCAGAUCAUUUUGAUCUAAGUUACACCGAAUUCCAAGAUGGAAUUGCAUGAUGGUUGGGUUUCUGUAGAAUUUUUAAAACACAGGGAAAUAAGAUACCCAUUCAAGGAAUUCUGUGAAGAUUGUUUUGAAAUUUUCAUCUCCUCCUCGUUAAGUUGUAGACAAAUGCUAAAACUAUAUUAGAACUCUAUGUUACUAGUAUUGUCUUACCCAUUUGGAAUAGUCUAGACAUACCCUGAAAUGAAUCAAAUCUUUUUCAGCUGAGAGCUGGACAAAGCUUUAUAUACUUUGGUCCACUGAUGGCCAGAAUGGGGGAGCAUGCACUCCAAAGGGUACACAAGGUAAUGUAUUGUGGUGGAAGAAAAUUUUAGAACUUCUAUUUAUACACUUUAAUCCAUAAAAAGAUUGCUAUAUCAAUAUUUGAUAUUCAAAUUGACCCUGACACUCAUUCAAUCUAUAUGUAAGGUUGUCUUCUGUCACAUACAUAGUUGAUAUAUCCUCUGGGAAAUGUGGAAAGAAUGGACAGAGGUGUUCUCGUGGGCACGUUCAUUUAUGUUACCUAUUUAGUUUAAACUAUCUAAUUGUAAAUUCACUUAUCUAACAAAGAUUCUUUUUAAGAGCUUAGAAAGAAUCCUGCAGAGAACCUGAGAUGGAAGAUGAUAUUCUCCAUAGCGCAGGGGAGCAGAUGUAGCAUGUACUGUCUGUGCCCCACCCGUGUACCCUGGGCCUCUUCUGGCUCCUCCUCAGUUUACGAAACCUGAAGACUUCUGAAGGUGUCUUCGGGAUGCCAGAGCCCACUGGGCUGCAUGUGGGCCAGGCCUAGCAGAGUGGGUCAGGAUUUGGUAUAUAAACACUCCAGCGUCCUCACGCUUCAGUGAGAGGACACUGAGGUAUUUCUCAGAGUGGCCUCAGGAGGAUUCAUGCCCAGUUGCUCCCGGCAAUAAUCUAUUCAUUAACACACCGUUUAUUGCCUUCCAUCCUUCCUUCCUGCUUCCCCACUCUCUCAGGGGGCCUCCUGAGAUUGUCUCCCUAAUGAAUGACAAAUCCUUGUCUAGGAACUACUUUUGUUUGAGGAUGAGGGAGAACCAAACUGUCAGCAGACAAUAAAAAGUCUUCAGACUAACAGCCCUUCAGGCCCAAUAUUUGCUUUUUAGCCACAUUAUGAAAUUAAAAAUGAUAGCAGUCUAAUUGGCAAUCAAGUUGAAUUACAUUGGAUCACAUUACUAUUUCACAUCCACACACCUAUAUGCCCUCAUAAAUAUUAUUUUGCCAUUAAUAUAAUUUAAAAUAUUUUAAAAUAUUACAUAUUUUGGGGGCCGGCCCCAUGGCCUGGUGGUUUGGGUUCGGCAAACUCUGCCUCAGUGGCCCGGUUCAGUUCCUGGGCACAGACCUACGCCACUUGUUGGCAGCCAUGCUGUGGUGGUGACCCACAAACAAAAUAGAGGAAGAUUGGCAGGGAUGUUAGCUCAGGGCGAAUCUUCCUCACCAAAAAAAAAUAUAUAUUACAUAUUUUAUCUAUAGUUCAUCCUUUUUCAAUUUAUAUUUUUGUAUAUUUUAUUACAUGCAAUACAUGUUACACAUAAAUAAUUUAUAAAUAUUUGUAUUUUGGGGGAAUAUGCUUAUUUUUUCCCCUGAGAAGAGUAUGUGAUCAUUAAGAUUGAGAAUCUCUUGCUCCAUUCUAGAGUACUCCUUUUAGCUGUUAAGAAAAGAUGACAGUUCAGUUACCUUCCCUUUCCAGCUCUGCAGCCUGGUCAUGUGUGUGUUACAUGUGUAUAUGAAAAACUCAGCAGAAUCUUAGCCUUGACUAUGAGAGGAUUUUUCAUUUCUCCUCUGUAUAAAUGAAGUGUUAAUUUAAUGGACUGUUAUUCACAGAUUUAUAACUUAUUCUUUGGGAACAUGAUUAAAAAAUAAUGAACUUUUAUAUUAACUUAAGUUAUCAAUUAUAUAUUAAUGUGUCAGACCAAAGACUUAGUUAUCUUAAAAAGAUUUGUUAUCUGACAUGUUACAAGGAAUUAAGAAUCCUGGUUAAUAAAACAUUGUUUUAAACUAAAAGUUAUACCAAUGGGAUUUUUUGAACACUAUAGAAAUUUUAAUACUUGUCAAAAGAAUCAGACUUAAAGAGAAAGAGAAGUGGCAUGUCUUCAGCUACCUAGGUAGCAGACACCGGGGACGCUGGAUGGAACCAAAAGAACCACGGGAGUGAGUGAUUACAAAUCUUGGAAUAUUUAUCCCAUUUCCCUGUAAAAAAAAAAUGAGCAUCGUAAGAUACUUUUCUUACAGUGAACUUGUUAGGAUCAUUGUGAGAAUCUAGUAAAAAAAUGCAUAUGAAAGAUAUUUCAGAUGAUCGUCUGAUAAAUGCUGUGCUAAAUUAAGGUAGUGCUUACUUCACCACUUCCUUUGUGUGUAUGAAGUUUCCAGCUUUCAACUAUCAACUGCUGUGUUAUUAAUAUCAUUCAAAGCUUUUGAUGCAGACCACUUAGCUAUAUGGAUUAUCUAAGAAUGAGGGUGAAAUAAAGACAUUUUCAGAGGAACAAAAACUGAGAAUUUAUCACCAAAAUUGCCUCACUAAAGGAACUUCUAAAAGAUAUACUUCAAGGUGGAGGAAAAUUAUCCCAGAAAGUCUGAGAUGUAAGACGUAAUAGUAAAGAAAACAGUAAGCAAUGAGUAAUCUAAAGAAAUAUUGAUAGUAUAAAACAAUAGUAAUGACUGAUUUGUAGGAGGAAAAACCCAAUUUAAAGUAAAAAUUCUAGGGCCGGCCCCGUGGCUUAGAGGUUAAGUGCGUGCGCUCUGGUGCUGGCGGCCCGGGUUCAGAUCCCGGUCGCGCACCGACGCACCACUUCUCUGGCCAUGCUGAGGCCGUGUCCCACAUACAGCAACUAGAAGGAUGUGCAGCUAUGACAUACAACUAUCUACUGGGGCUUUGGGGGAAAAAAUAAAUAAAUGAAAUUAAAAAAUUAAAGUAAAAAUUCUAGGUAACCUUUUGCCUAUAAGACUAGUGCAUGUAAGGUUGGUAAUUGAAAUUAUAUCACUCUAAAGAUCUUAUAUUCUGAGGGAGAGUAAAGAUAUAGACCAACUUUAGACUUGAUUAAAUAUGAACCUGACAAUUUGAAGAGCUGCCUCUAAAAGAAACAAAUUAGUAUAUGUUCCAGUAGUACAUGUUGAGGAGGCAAAAGGGAAAUGAGAAAAACAAAAAACGAACAAAGACACAGGAGAAAAAGUGGAUAGAACAUACAAGCUCUAAACCAUAUGAUAGAGAUAAAUCCAAUUGUAAAUGGGUUGAACUCUUCGAAAAUCUUGGGUUGUUAGACUAGAUUUUUGACAAUCCACUAUGUAUAUGCUUUUUGAAGAAAUGCGUCUAAAACAAAAAUACAGAAAUAUUGAGAGCCAAAAGAUACCAGAGAAAUAUCAAAAGGAAGCUCUUGUAGCUGUAUAAGUAGACUUUUUUACUAUUACAACAUUUUCUGUUUUAACAGAGAUUGCUACAUAAUGAUAGAAGGUUUGAUUCAUUGUUUAAUUUUAUAUGUCCUCAGUGAGAUAACUUCAAUGAAUACAAAGCAAAAAUUUAGAGAACUACAAGGAGAAAUUGACAAAGUCACCACCAUGGUAGAUAUUUUAAUAUACCUGGGAGAUCAAGCAAUUAAAAAAAUCAGUUAAAGACCUAGAAUCUGAACACAAAAUCAAGCUUGAUCUAAUGAACAUAUGCAGACUCUGCAUAUAAAAUAAGAAUGCAUAUUCUUCUAAACACAAAAGGAAAAUUUAUCACAUGCUAUGAUAAGAAGACAUUAGCAAAUUUCAAAGAAUCAGUAUCAUGGAGAUCCUCUUUCUUGACUAUAAUGCAAUUGCCAGAACUCAACAACAAAAAAGAUAACUAGAAAGGUUACAAAUUUAGAAAAAAAG